UGGCAGCUGGAUCCAUCUCUGACGGGAGCCCCAGGAAUUGGGUCGAUCCAGUGACAGACACGGCCAUGGCCCUGAAGGGACCCCGCCCCUUGCUCUUCCUGACCCUGGUCCUGCUGGCUGCCAGCCUUGCCCAGCUCAGCAAAGGUGCCAGCUACCGGCAGUUCGUGAUCCGACACUUCGACAGCCCCAAGACCAGGGCUGCCAACGACCGGAUCUACUGCAAUCGCAUGAUGCAGAGCCGGGGCCUGACCCGCGUCUUCUGCAAGCUCCGCAACACCUUCAUCCAUGCCCCCGCUGGCCAGCUCCAGGCCAUCUGUGCCCAUGGAGGGACACACGUUAGCCUCAACCUCUACGACAGCCUGGAGUCCUUCAACGUCACCACGUGCCGGGCGCUGCCCCGCUCCCGUCCGGGGCACUGUAGAUACAGGGCUGCAAUCGGCAACACCAAGAUCCGCGUGGCCUGUGCCAAGGGGCUGCCUGUGCACUUACAGCCAACGUACCUGCCAUGAGCGGGGAGCAGGGAUCCCCCUUCUUCCCCCCACCCCCGCUUUGAUCCUGAGCAGCCCUCUGUUGCUGGGGGCUCCCUGUCCCCAUACCUGCCCUUACCUGCCCCUCCUGGGCAACGCCCGCCAUGGGUCUCCACAGGGACAUUCAGUGCCUCCCCUUAUCCCACAGGUCAGCAGCUUGGGGCCUGCGGGGGGGGAUUUCCCACGCUGGGUGCCCAGUCUCCAUCCACACAAAUGAAGAUCCGGGUGCCAGCCCCCUCAGCUGGCACAGAGACCCUCAGUCUGAGCCCAGGACCCACCUCACUGGGCAGGAUCCAAACACAACUGGCCUGGACUUGGGCUGGAGCUGCCCCGAACCCACCAGGAGUGGAAGAGGCCGAGCAGCUCUGAAACCUCAGACCCAUUUCAUUGAGGGGCCAGUUUUAGCCCCCCAAAUAUGAUCAAAAUUCCCACAACCCCCUUGGAUUUGUCUAAAUCUGCAUGACUGGAUCUGGCCCUGUCACUGGGGGAUGUGGAACCAGCUGAGCCUUGUGUGGCCAGACACCACAGGACUAAGAUGGGAAGGGGGCUGCUGGUCCGGGUAGAAAUGGGGGGCACUGUGGGAGAGGUUAACACCUGUUCCGUUGUCCUCCCUUCCCCCCGGAGCUCCCCAGGCAAUGAGAUUUGCUAGGCCGGAGCUAGGGCAGAACUGGGAGGCGCUUGGGGUCUCGUCCCUGGCUCUGACAUCUCUCAUGUGGGUAUAAGAUGAGGCUGUGACCUGAGCUGAAGGGGAAAGCGGAAGGGGAGGUUAUUUCUGUGGUGGCAUUGGGUGAUGCUGUUGGGGAGUUCGAUUCUCUGGCUGCCACUAGC
Molecule: messenger RNA, 1355 nt
Organism: Caretta caretta (loggerhead turtle)
Lineage: Eukaryota; Metazoa; Chordata; Testudines; Cheloniidae
Product: ribonuclease
Biological process (GO): defense response to Gram-positive bacterium
Molecular function (GO): RNA nuclease activity; nucleic acid binding
Source: RefSeq, a predicted model, not a curated record